Molecule: messenger RNA, 1210 nt
Organism: Sapajus apella (tufted capuchin)
Lineage: Eukaryota; Metazoa; Chordata; Mammalia; Primates; Cebidae
Product: phospholipid scramblase 2-like
Exons: 6
Coding region: 66-860 (264 amino acids)
Biological process (GO): plasma membrane phospholipid scrambling
Cellular component (GO): plasma membrane
Molecular function (GO): phospholipid scramblase activity
Source: RefSeq, a predicted model, not a curated record
GACAUCCCAGACAUAUUGCCUACCCUAAGCACCAGACUGGACACACUGGGAAACAGCCUGGCCACAUGGGCUCCCAGGCCUUCUACCCAGGACGUCAGCAUGGCUACCUAGUCUCACCAGCUCGCCCAGCUGGCAUUCCUGUUCAAAAUCAGCCAGGUAGACCUGCAGGGGUACCAUGGAUGCCAGCACCACCACCACUAUUAAAUGGUCCACCCGGAUUGGAAUACUUAAGUCAGAUAGAUACGAUACUGAUUCAUCAGCAAAUUGAACCUGUGGAAGUCUUACUCCGUUUUGAAAGUAAUAAUAAGUAUGAAAUCAAGAACAGCUUUGGGCAGAGGAUUUAUUUUGCAGCAGAAGAUAGUCAUUUCUGUAGCCGAAAUUGCUGUGGGCCAUCUAGACCUUUUACCUUGAGGAUUAUUGAUAAUCUGGGUCGAGAAGUCAUAACUCUGGAAAGACCACUAAGAUGUAACAGUUGUUGUUGCCCCUGCUGCCUUCAGGAGAUAGAAAUCCAAGCUCCUCCUGGUGUACCAAUAGGUUAUGUUACUCAGACCUGGUACCCAUAUCUAAAAAAGUUUGCAAUUCAAAAUCAGAAAGGAGAGGAUGUACUAAAAAUGAGUGGUCCAUGUAUUAUGUGCAGCUGUUGUGGUGGAGAUGUUGAUUUUGAGAUUACAUCUCUUGAUGAACAAAUUGUGGUUGGCAGGAUUUCUAAGCACUGGACUGGGAUUUUAAGAGAGGCAUUUACAGAUGCUGACAACUUUGGGAUCCAUUUCCCUAGAAACCUUGAUGUUAAAAUGAAAGCCGUGCUGAUUGGUGCCUGUUUCCUCAUUGACUACAUGUUUUUUGAAGGAACUAGGAAUUGAUUGGAAUGUCAGAGUGUCAGAGUGGAUUAAUGUAAGUCUCCUUAGAAUAUUUGAAGUCUGUAUAUUGACUGGGAUUAUCUAAAAGAAAAAUUCAGUGUUUUUUUCUUUCUUUAUUUAAAUUACAUAUACUUGUGUGGGUUAAGCUGUGAUGCUUGUAGCUCUGAGUAUAUAAUUUUACUUUUCAAAUUCAAAAAUUUGUUUUAUUUAUCACUGGCUUAUAAAUGUUUUAUACACUUUAUUGGAUUAUUCUUUGUAUAUUUGGAGAAAAUAAUAUAGGAAGUUUUAAAUUGAGAUACAAAACUUCCUUUAAAAGACUACUUGAAUUAUAGUCUGUGUUUCCAAAGCAAAAA